Molecule: messenger RNA, 2076 nt
Organism: Salvia hispanica
Lineage: Eukaryota; Viridiplantae; Streptophyta; Magnoliopsida; Lamiales; Lamiaceae
Product: pollen receptor-like kinase 1
Biological process (GO): protein phosphorylation
Molecular function (GO): protein kinase activity; protein binding; ATP binding
Source: RefSeq, a predicted model, not a curated record
CCAUUACAAUGGCUAGGACACCAAUCACUCCAUAUGCAAUCUUCCUUUUCCUCUUCCUCUUCCGUCCCUCCUCCGCCCAGACGGAGCUCGACGCGCUCCUCAAAUUCAAGGCCUCCAUCACCAACAACGCCGUCGCCCUGUCCGACUGGGCCCCACCCCUCCCGCCAUGCACCGCCAGCACCGCCAAUUGGGUCGGCCUUCUCUGCGAGAACGGCGCCGUCGCCGCCCUCUACCUCCAGAGAUUGGGCUUGGAAGGCGCGAUCGACGUCGAAGCCCUCGCGCAGCUGCCCAAUUUGAAGGUCCUCAGCUUCACCGGCAACAGCUUCGCCGGCCCUCUCCCUAAUCUAGCUCUGCUCCCCAAUGUCAGAGCCGUUUCCUUCUCGAGUAAUAAGAUGUCCGGCGCUAUUCCGGCGAAUGCGUUUCAAGGCAUGACGGCGCUGGCGCAGCUUGAUUUGGAUGACAACGUGUUCUCCGGCGAGAUUCCGGCGUCCCUGGCCGGUCUGCCCGCGCUGCAGGAGCUGAUGCUGCAGAACAAUAUGUUCCAAGGCGGAUUACCUCCGUUCGGAGAGGGUCAAUUGUUGAACUUCAGCGUCGCCAACAACGACCUCUCCGGCGAGAUUCCUUCCGGCCUCAGCCAUUUGGAAGCUUCUGCUUUUUUAGGAAAUAAGGAUCUAUGCGGAAACCCGUUGUUGCGGUGCCCGCACCACCCGCUCCGGCUCUCUAUUGGAACAAUUGUCAUGAUGUUACUCGUCGUCGCCGCGGCUGUGGUGGCUCUGGUAGUGGUUAUAGUCAUCCUCUGCCGCCGGAGAGCCGCGCCGCGGCAGAACCAAGACGAGAUAGCGAAGGCCGCUGUCCUCGUCGCCCACUCCACCGCCGAUCCGGUAUCUGAUCCGGAGCGCGGGGAGUGCGCGGCCACGGCCUCUCAGCCGAAUGUGAGAAUGACGUUUCUCAGAGAGGAUAGAGAUGUAUUUGAUAUGACGGAUUUGCUCAAAGCAUCUGCUGAGAUACUUGGAAGCGGGCUAUUCGGGUCAACCUACAAGGCCGCUCUGAGUGAGCGGCAGAUAGUGGUGGUGAAGCGGUACCGCCACAUGGGCAACGUCAGCAGGCAGGACUUUCAGGAGCACAUGCGCCGCCUCGGGCGCCUCAACCAUGCUAACGUCGUGCCACUUGUCGCCUUCUACUACCGGCGGGAGGAGAAGCUCCUCGUCUACGACUACAUCGACAAGACCAGCCUCGCAGCCGUCCUCCACGGCAACCGCUCCCGCCCCGGCCGCAAAGUCCUCGACUGGCCGGCGCGGCUGAGCAUCACAAAAGGGAUAGCCCGAGGGCUCCUCUACCUCCACAACGACCUCCCGAGCCUCACGGCCGCCCACGGCCACCUGAAAUCGUCGAACGUGAUCCUCGAUUCCGAGCAGACGCCGCUGCUAACGGACUACGGCCUGGUCCCGAUCGUGAACCAGGAGCACGCCGAGCAGCACAUGAUCUCGUACAAGUCGCCCGAGUACAAGCACACGGGCCGCAUCACGAAAAAAACCGACGUGUGGAGCCUCGGGAUCCUCAUCCUCGAGAUCCUCACGGGGCGCUUCCCCUCGGACUUCCUCAAGCCGAAGAAGGACGCGCCGGACGCGGACGCGGCCACGUGGGUGGAGUCGGUGGCAAGAGACGAGCCCGACGUGUUCGACACGGACAUGGCCGCGGAGGCCGAGUGCGAGGCGGAGAUGGUGAAGCUGCUGAGGAUUGGGUUUGCGUGUUGCAAGGCGGAGGUGGAAGAGAGGCCGGACAUUAAAGAGGCGGUGCAACAGAUUGAGGAGGUCAAGGAGAGACAAACGGUUUCAAUUUAGAGCAGAGAAACUAGCUUGAAUCGUCAAGAUUUAUCUUUAGAUUUAGUGUGUUGAGACUUAAGACCAUAUAUAUGCUUGUUUUGCAUCUUGAUGAUUUUGGGUUUUCUUUUUUUUUUUUUUCUAUCCUUUGAGUUGAUCAUAGUCUGAGAAUGGUUUGGUAGAAGCAGCUGACUCUUAGAAAACCAGCUCAUUGUAAUUACCCUACGUUUAUAUCAAGUGGGAUUCUUGCACUUCA